Messenger RNA from Vicia villosa (hairy vetch), 4160 nucleotides. Its product is annotated as receptor-like protein kinase HSL1. Bases 235 to 3234 code for a protein of 999 amino acids. Gene Ontology annotation, biological process: protein phosphorylation. Gene Ontology annotation, molecular function: ATP binding; protein binding; protein kinase activity. The record is from RefSeq and is a predicted model, not a curated record. Gene Ontology annotation, cellular component: plasma membrane. The transcript is spliced from 2 exons. Lineage: Eukaryota; Viridiplantae; Streptophyta; Magnoliopsida; Fabales; Fabaceae.
UUUUGUCUCAAACUCUGAUGUUUAACCAGACAAAAGAAAUUAAAUGAUGUAUAAUACCAAUACCACUGUCUCACACCAUCAAAUCAUCUCACACAGACCUUUUAUACCAGAGAAGAGUAUCAUCCAUCACUACCAUUCUUUUUACAAUAUGGCCAACCAAAACAAACAACAACAAAACCACUAACAAAAACACAACACCACUGUUUUCUACUUCCUCUUCCCACAACAUCAACAAUGUCUCCUAUGUUUCUGUUCCUCUUUCUCUCUUUCAUUCUCCUUCAAGUUCAACCAGUUUUCUCUCUCAACCAAGAAGGUCUCUACCUGUACCAAUUCAAGCUCUCCCUAGACGAUCCCGACUCUUCUCUCUCCUCAUGGAACAACCGCGACCAAACACCGUGUAACUGGUCCGGCAUAACCUGCCACAACCAAACCACCACCACCACCGUAACUCAAAUCAACCUCUCCAACUUCAACCUCGCCGGUCCACUACCAACCUCAAUCCUCUGUCGUUUAACCAACCUCACCACUCUAAUCCUCACCAACAACUCCAUCAACCAAACACUCCCUCCAGACAUUUCUCUUUGCACCUCCCUCUCUCACUUAGACCUCUCUCAAAACCUCCUCACUGGCACACUCCCAGAGACAUUCCCUCUCCUCACUAACCUCCGUUAUCUCGACUUAACGGCUAACAACUUCUCCGGCUCAAUCCCAAACUCCUUCGGAACAUUCCAGAAACUCGAAGUCAUUUCACUAGUUUACAAUCUUCUAGAAUCCUCCAUUCCCGCUUCGUUAGGAAACAUCACCACUCUCAAAACUCUGAAUCUCUCCUAUAAUCCGUUUCUACCGUCUCGGAUUCCGCCGGAGAUCGGAAACCUAACCAACCUCGAGAUUCUCUGGCUUAGUUCAUGUAAUCUCGUCGGUGUUAUUCCUCACUCAUUCGGGAAUUUGAAGAAACUCUCUGUGCUUGAUCUUUCCAUGAAUAAUCUUCAAGGUUCUAUUCCGAGUUCGCUUUCUUUGAUGACGAGUUUGAAGCAGAUUGAGCUUUAUAACAACUCGUUGUCCGGUGAGUUACCGUCCGGAAUGUCGAACCUUACUUCGUUGAGGCUGAUUGAUGUUGCUAUGAAUAGUAUUGGUGGUGUUAUACCAGAUGAGUUGUGUCGUUUACCGCUUGAGAGUUUGAAUCUGUAUGAGAAUCGGUUUACCGGUGAGUUGCCGGCGAGUAUAGCCGAAUCUCCUAAUCUCUACGAGUUUAAGAUUUUUACAAACUUUUUAUCCGGUGAGUUGCCGGAGAAUCUCGGGAAGAAUGGUCCGUUGAUAUGGUUUGAUGUUUCAAAUAAUUCGUUCUCCGGUAAGAUUCCGGCGAGUUUGUGCGAGCGCGGCGCGUUGGAGGAGUUACUGAUGAUACAUAAUUCGUUCUCCGGUGAAAUACCAGCGAGUUUAGGUGGUUGUAGAAGUUUGGCGCGUGUUAGGUUAGGUUUUAACAAGUUGUCUGGCGAAGUUCCGGCGGGUUUUUGGGGGCUGCCGCAUGUUUAUCUUCUUGAACUUGUUGACAACUCGUUUUCGGGUUCGAUUGGUAAGACUAUUGGUGGAGCUGGGAAUCUGUCUUUGUUGAUUUUAUCGAAUAAUAAUUUCUCUGGUGCAAUUCCUGAAGAGAUUGGGAGGUUGGAAAAUCUUCAGGAGUUUUCCGGUGGUAAUAACCGGUUCAACUAUUCGUUGCCGGAGAGUAUUGUGAAUCUUUCCCAGCUUGGGAUUCUUGAUCUUCACAACAAUAAGAUCUCUGGUGAGCUUCCAGAAGGAAUUCCAUCGCUUAAGAAACUCAACGAGUUGAAUUUGGCGAAUAACGAGAUUGGUGGGGAAAUUCCUGAGAAAAUUGGGAGUAUGUCUGUGCUUAACUUUCUUGAUCUUUCCAGUAAUCGGUUUUCGGGAAAUGUUCCGAUGAGUUUGCAGAAUUUGAAGCUCAAUCAGCUGAAUUUGUCUUACAAUUUGCUUUCUGGAGAGAUUCCGCCUCUUAUGGCUAAGGAUAUGUAUAGGGAUAGUUUUAUCGGUAAUCCUGGAUUGUGCGGAGAUUUGAAAGGUUUGUGUGAUGCCAAAGGAGAGAGUAAGAGUGCUGAUUUUGUUUGGCUGCUUAGAGCUAUUUUCAUAGUUGCGGCUUUGGUUUUUGUCUUUGGUGUGGUUUGGUUCUACUUCAAGUACAAGAAUAUUAAGAAGGCGAGAUCUAUCGAUAAAACAAAAUGGACAUUGAUGUCGUUUCAUAAACUUGGUUUCGGUGAAGACGAGGUCUUGAAUUGUCUUGAUGAAGAUAAUGUCAUAGGAAGCGGGUCGUCCGGGAAAGUCUACAAGGUUGUGCUUCGCAACGGUGAAGCUGUUGCAGUGAAGAAGAUAUGGGGAGGAGUUCAAAUGGAGACGGAGAGUGGUGAUACUGAAAAGAAACAAUUCCAAGAUAAUGCUUUUGACGCGGAGGUUGAAACUUUGGGCAAGAUUAGGCACAAAAACAUUGUCAAACUAUGGUGUUGUUGUACUACGAGGGAUUGCAAGCUUUUGGUUUACGAGUAUAUGCCGAACGGUAGUCUUGGUGAUUUGCUGCAUAGCAAUAAAGGAGGGUUGUUGGAUUGGCCGACUAGGUAUAAGAUAGCUCUCGAUUCUGCCGAAGGCCUCUCUUAUCUGCAUCAUGAUUGUGUUCCUCCGAUAGUCCAUAGAGAUGUGAAAUCGAAUAACAUCUUGUUGGAUGAAGACUUUAGUGCAAAGGUUGCAGAUUUCGGGUUAGCUAAGGCGGUUGAAUCCAAUGGGAAAGGAACUAAAUCCAUGUCCGUCAUAGCUGGUUCUUGUGGUUAUAUUGCACCAGAAUAUGCAUACACGCUUAGAGUGAACGAGAAGAGCGACACAUAUAGUUUCGGUGUUGUGAUCCUCGAGUUAGUCACCGGAAGAAAGCCAGUAGAUCCCGAAUUCGGAGAAAAAGACUUAGUUAUGUGGGCAUGCAACACCUUAGAUCAGAAAGGUGUCGACCACGUGCUUGACUCAAGGCUCGAUUCUUUCUUCAAAGAAGAAAUUUGCAAGGUCCUCAACAUUGGCCUAAUGUGCACUAGUCCUCUUCCAAUCAACCGGCCCGGAAUGAGAAGAGUAGUGAAAAUGCUACAAGAAGUAGGCCCUGAAAGCCAAUCAAAGUCCUCCCAAAAAGCCGGAAAGUUGUCCCCUUAUUACUACGAUGACGGGUCAGAUCAUGGAAGUGUUGCUUAAUUUUGUUACAUGCUUGUGAAAUUCUAACUAAGCUUUUCUUCCUCUCUAUGUUUUCCACUCAUGAUUUUUCUUCACAAAAAUUGUUCAAAGAAAUGAUCUGAGAAUUUAUUUUAAGAGGGUCGAAAAUAGAAUCAUGACAAGUUGAUGUUUGUUCGACGAAAUCAAGUCCUUUCCCUCCCUACUCAAUUCAAAUCCGCGUCUUUCGAUUUCAUUAAUAUCUCUUAUAUUCACAAGUGUGAUAUUUUGAGUUCUGACUAUUAAUAAAUCUCGCCAUAGUACUAAUAUCAGACAAUUCAAUUUUCAUGUUAGAAAACCGUCCCUACAUUUCGAAUCUACAGUUAAACCAUGCUCAAGCCCUGAUAAUAUUUUGCAUGUUACCAGUAUAAAUUCUUUGACUGCCAUAUGCAUGAAAAAUUUAUACCUCUGAUAUGUGCUGGCUACAGCUAUAAGAAGUGAGUUAAUGAGGUGGUUAGGAAGGCACUGUCCUUGAUGGUCCCAUGUUUAAUUACAGGUUCCAUCCAUGUGUGUUGCAUACUAGUAGCUAGUAGUAGUACUAUACUAGUGUGUUUUUGUGAUUAAUGCUGCUGGGGUAUAUAGAUAUGCAAAUUCAAAUGAUCAGGGGAUAGCAGUGUUAAUUUUUAGCUGAAUUAUUCAGCUGUGGAAUUUGGCAAUUAUUUGGUCAAUUCUGAUUUUGGCCGGUGGUUUGUUUUAAUGACAACCAUUCAGUUGUGUAAAGAAAGGUGUUGGAAUUUGUUGUAAGGGUAGUUUUGUAUUUUUGUUUGAUUUUGAUUGACAACUCUUAUUUAUCCGAUUUAUUUAUUGUUUGAUUGCUAAGACUAUGUACAAUGGUUACAUUAUUCAACACCCUACUUUUUCACUUUUUAUCUUCCACAUCAUCUUCUCUCUCUUCCACCUAAUAAUUCAAC